Molecule: messenger RNA, 29076 nt
Organism: Porites lobata
Lineage: Eukaryota; Metazoa; Cnidaria; Anthozoa; Scleractinia; Poritidae
Source: the annotation of a GenBank genome assembly
AUGUCUAUCCAGUCGACUGCUGACCUUCAUGUUCUCGCUGCCCUGUACGUUGUAACCUUGUCUUUCUGUGGUAAGUUUGGAACUUAUUGGUAUAAUGAUAUGAGCGCAGUAAAGGUACCUAUUUUGCUAUCCAGAAUAACUGCUCAUGCACGAUUGUAAAUCUACGAAAAAACAUGCGUUUCACAUGAAUUCCUCAAUGAGGAGGAAGUCGUGUCGUUUAUCACUCAUCCAUUGUAACAAACGUCACGCAAACUCCGGGCGAAAAAACCUUUACCUUGGUCAAACCGGACGUACGGAAAUGUUUGGACAUAGUUUGUGAGAUCCAAAGAGCUAUUUUUGCCAGACAGUUAGCCAUGUUUUUAUAUGGCGACAAAAUGAUGAAACUGUUUAAGUUGCGGUUGCAUUUAUUUUUUUAAAAAAAUUAAAAUGGUUCAGAAAGAAGAAGGAAGUCAGGCGUGUCGUAUUUAUAUAUAAUUUCCCUAUGACUCUUAUGCUGCAAUUUCUGUUUGUAAACCACGCAAACAUACAGAGUGUAUUGAGGGUCGUUGACGCGAGAAGGAUAAAAUUGUUCGUUUUCAAAAGUGCAUUUUGGCUAGACGUUCUUAACUUUUCGUCACUGGGAGGAUGAAGUCUGCUCUUUAGACUGUUUACGAUGAUUUCCGUUUACGAUCUGUCAUGUAAAACUCGUAUGCGUUAACGAACUUAAUAUCCCACGAUGUCCCUGUUUACGAUCGAUUGGACGUAAGUCGCGUAAACACGCUUUAGUUUGUAUGCGUUUACGAACUUGAUAUCCGUUCAUUCCGUUUAAGAUUUGUCAUGUGUGGGACGAAAGCCAUGUGAACGCGCUUUAGCUCGUAUGCGUUUAAUAUAACGAACUUCGGAUAUCUAAUCAUAUCCCGUUUUACGAUUUGUCAUGUGUUGGACAAAAGCGGUGUUAACUCGCUUUAGCUCGUAUGUGUCUACGAACUUGAUAUCCGAAGAUUUCCCGGUUUACGUUCUCUCAUGUGUGGACAAAGUCGUUUGGAGGCGCAGUUUGUUCGCAUGCGUUUACGACUGAACUUCAUAUCUGAUGGUAUCUGUUUAAGAACAGUCAUGUGUGGACAAAAGCUAAAAAACGCGCUUUAGUUUAUAUGAUUUAAUGUAUUUGAUAUCCCGUUUAGAACAGUCAUGUUUGCAUCAAAGCCGUUUGAACCGGCUUUAGCUGGUAUGCGUUUACCGCUGCGGAAAUCCGAAGAUAUCCCACUUUACACUCUGUCAUGUGUGGGACGAAAUUCGUGUGAACGCGCUUUAGCACGUAUCUGUUUACGAACUUGAUAUCUACCGAUAUCCCGCUUUACGAUCCGUAAUGUGUGGACAAAAGUUGCGCAAAGGCGCGUUACUUUGUAGGCGCUUACAAUUAACCCUUUAAACCCUAAGAUCCAAAUUUGAAUUCUCAUUUGUUGCCCCUAUUCAUUUCCUACAGAAGUAGUGGGGAGAAGUUGAUAAAAUAUCAAGCAAAUUCCUCUUCUUUGAUCAUGUCCGUAAUUCUCAUGACCACUCUGUUUUACAAAGGAUUGAUAUUACAAGGAGAAGUUUGAUGCUGAUCACUCUUAGGGCUUAAAGGGUGAAAGAGAUUCUUCUCUGCAAAUGCAUGUGAACCGUACCAGGGUGCUCACCUGUUACAUUAGCGGGUUGAUGGGGAGAAUGCUAACUCUCGUGGGCUCAGAACAAGCUAGGGAGAGUUGUAGAAUAAGAUCCAUUUUCAAAAUGCUAGAAUUAGUGUGAAAUUAAACGACUUUAGGUUAGACUGACUUCGUAGUAGCCAUAUAGCGAUUCAAACCUGCCGCUUUGUGUCAACAAGAGGCUUAUUUGCUCUUGUACAAAGUGUUUUUUUGUUUCAGUGACUGGUUUAUUGAAAUAAGUAAAAAGUUGAUUAAAAACACGAAUCUUCCCUACAAGCCAGGUUUUUCCUUUGUUCUUUGUUUAAUCCUCACUUAAAUUAAUGAUUGCUUGUCUUAAUCCUUGUUUCAGCAUCACAGAACGUCUCGAUUUCACAAGAAACAAACUCCAGGUUAGUCUUAGCAGAACGUGUGGUUGUGUCAGAAGAACUUCUUGUCCACAGUUACAGCAGAUACUUGAAUUGAUGCCCGGGGCGCUUAUUUACCAUUUUGAGUUGGGUUUAUUCGACGGGUUGGGUGGGAACGUUUGUUUGAAGGGGACUCUUAAUUUCGUUGUUCAAAUGUUUGCCUCAAAAUAACAUUGUAUUUAUUUCCAGUAAAUACGUACCGUGACAGUAACAUAAACCCAGAUGGAUGAGCAACCAAAGGUAGAACAAGCUGCUCAAAAAUGCCUUUUUUUUCCAGCUGUAUUCCUGCGGAGCCCUCAGUCAGCUCUGUCAUGAGGGACAUGUCCUGUUCUUUUUACCCUAAAAUAACUGGAGCCUGUGAAGACAUCAUAAGUAGUCGAUAUGUUUUGGGGGAUUCUCGUGUCUUGAGAAGAAGCGAGAGUCUCAUUGCAAGGUUCGAAGGUUACUUAAAAUUAAUAUCUGGAGAAUGCAAAUUUUUCAGCAAGGAAGUGGUCUGUCGCUAUUUGUUUCCGUUGUGUGAUACCUCUCUAAACAAGCCUCUUGCUCAGGGGAUUUGUCGUAAGACUUGUCAGUUUGUGAUCUAUGGAAAGUGCGCAAAAGAGUUAGAUGCCCUGAGAGUAAUUGCCAAAAGAGAACCUAAUUUUGACGAAAAUCUAAUCAACUGCACUACAUACCCUGCUGCCAAUGGAGGAGAGGCACCAGAAUGCUACCAACACCAUGCAUUACCAGGUGAUUACUUGUUAUAUUUCCUGAGGCAUUCAGCCUCCAGUUGUUCAAAAGGUUGAUAGCCCUAUAAGGCUUUGAAACCAAUCGACUUCAGAAUUCAUUUAAUAAAUUCGUCAAUCGCCAUGGUCGUAUCGUCGAGAAGUAUGGUGCAGCCCUGCGGGAGAUGAGAUUAGCAAUCCAGGCUUAAAUUGCACCAUCGUAUCCUUACAUUGCUUAUUUAUUACUUGGAUUUUUAUUUCAGUUGUAUAUUGGUAGGUGUGCGCCCAAUUUAUUUUGGGCGCGUGCAUUAUUUAUUUAUUUAAGUCGCGUGUACAUUUAGUUCGUUUAAUAACGUCUUAGUUUUGCUUUGCGUUAUUUUCCUCACUUAUAGGUGUUGUCCGCGACUGUGCUCAUACGGUUCGUGGCUCCUCCUAAAAUGUUCUGCAAUUGGUAUAGAAUUUAAUGGAGCCGAAACCAAUUGUGGAAUUGCACUCAUUUUAGGCAUCCUACUGAUGAACAGUUGGGACACGUAGAUAUAUUUUUUAGCAACUACUAUAAUUUUCAGUCCGUCUACUUUGAAUAGUACAAUUGUUUUCUCUAAUACUUAUAGAUCCUUAUUCGUUUCUGGGAAACUGCCUACCUACCCCUCCCCUAAGCUAACGUUAACACUUACUUCUUACUUAGGGCAAAAUGUUGGCUUAGGGGAGGAGUAGGUGGGCAGUUUUCCAGAAACGUCCACUGGAUUUAUCAGGUGGAUAGCGCCAUCCAGCUUUUGAACAACUGGGGCCUGGUUUAUUUUUUUUUAGAAAAAGAAAGAGUCUUAACGUAAAGAGUUGUUCUCUUUUCCUUUUUUAAAGGUGACGAAACCAGAAGUACAGGUCUGUGAAUCUUUUCUUAGCAUGCUUCUAAAGCACUAGCCUAAGUGAUCUUUCUUUUUUCUGUCUGACGAGGGACCAACACUCGAAAUGUCACUUUUUGAAUUUUCUUACUGCGUCAAAAGAGGUAUUUGCUAAGUUCAAUAUGCAAUCCUUAGAUUGUUACCAUGGCAUUGGCGUUGGAUAUCGAGGUAAAGUGAAUAUAACUCGUUCAGGCCGUUCUUGUCAGCGGUGGAUUUCUCAAUGCCCUCAUCGUCAUUUGCGGAUUCCUGAAGAUGUUGUUGAUGGACAGAAUGAUUCCAACAUGUGUCGUAACCCAGAUGCUAGUGCCCCGGAUGGGCCUUGGUGCUAUACCACUGACCCUAACGUUCGAUGGGAGUACUGCAACAUAUCCCGCUGCCCUCCAAGAGGUACAUUUUAGGUUUUGUUUUUGCAAAAUCUUACAACUUAAGAAAGAGCAGUUAAAUGUGCAUGCUGCCAAAGAGGUACAUUUGAUUAGUUACACCAAAAGAUAUACUUUGCCAGUAGACUUCAUCCGUCGUUCCCUCCUUCCUUCCUUCUUCCCUCCUCCCUCCUCUCUUUCUUCUUCCCUCCACCUUUCCUCCUUCCCUUCCUCCCUCCCUUUUUCUCUCAUUUUUGUGCAAUUGAGUUUUUGCGAAAAUUUCCAUUCACCAGUUCCAUCUGAUAGCCCGAGUUUCCUAAGAGGAUAUCCUCUUAACUCAACUGCCGUUCACAUAUCCUGGGAACGUAUCCCUCCACCCUCUCACAAUGGAAAGCUCCUGGGAUACCGCAUAAGAUACAGACGCCGUGGAUCCCAGUUAUAUACUGAAAAGAAUGUUACUAGUAACAGCACAGAAGUUGUGAUCAGCAGACUUGACUUCCGAACUUCGUAUGAAAUGAAAGUAAAUGGCUUUAACGAAGUUGGUCACGGACCACCUGGAAACCUCAUUACUGUACAAACCUUGCAAAACGGUAAGUAAAUGCAACCCCACUCUGCACUCUUCCAUUAAUUGUUCCGUAAUUAAUUUUAAUUAUUAGUUAUUGCAAUAUUCUUGAAGUAGAGGAAUGGGUGUAGCCCAAUUUAUAUAUACUACCAUUGUACACUCUGUGAACUUUGAUGAUAUUAAAGGGACUGUGUCACGGCAGUCCAGUUCAUUUUGUUUAAUUUUGCCAAUUACUCGCCCUCAGUCGCUAUGAAACUUAAAGUAAGCAAAGGAAUUACACGUAAAUAACAAAAUCAGAGAUCCGAGACAAACAAAUAUGUCUCCUGAGCAUUAUUUUUGAAGUUGCAAGCAGCAGGGAUCAACUUUGAAAAACUGUUAGGCUGAACAGUUUUCAAUCCGUUUCAGUCUUCUUCAGUUUUGCCCAUCCGUGGCAUCUGUUGUUUCUGUUAUGUUAUAUUAACCUUCCUUUAAAGUUUUAAGCGGUUAUUUUUAUCUUUCUCUUAAUUUAACGGGCAUUUUGUAAUUUUCUAAUUUGGCUGAAUUUCGUGACACAGCUCCUUUAAGUUUUUAAAGUGAAUAACCUAAUUAUCAAGUAGUGUUUCUGGAGAGGUGCUUUUCAAUUUUUAGAGAUAGGAAACGUCGGAGAGUGACUUGGAUAUCGCAUACAUGCUUUCAUUAGCUUCGCUUCUGAUCAUAGGUAAAAGAUUUUGCAGUUCCAUUUUUAAGACUGAAUAAUUUUUCUCUCUUUUCAGGUAGCAUUGUGGUUGAUAUAAACUUUGAGCUUGUGAUCAACACUGGUUUUCAUAGUGAUCUGCUUAAUAGAAGUAGCGAAAAGUUCAUAGUGAUGGAAAAGAAUAUUAUCUCGAAGGUAAGCAAGGGUUAUUUGGCAGUUGAUUUGCGAUUUCGCCAUUCGUUUAGCCUGGUAUUAGGUGCGCUUUUAUGAACACCUAACGGCCUUGCGCGCAUCCUCCUUCUUUUUUUGUUUUGAUAAGAAUAAUAAGACUACUGUUGCGUUGCAGAUUAAUAUCCAGUUCAAUGAAUCCUUUUUAUUCAAGAUUUACGAAGUCAGAGUUUUGAGCUUCAGGUAGUAUUGCUCUCAGUCUUACAAGUCAAUAUAUGUUGCUGGUUCUAAAGGUUCACCCCAGCCAAAAGCUUUUUGUGGGGUCAUUCAUGUGCUUUUCUUGUUUAGUUUAACUUCAUGUCAUCUUCGGACGAAGACUAAGAAAACGUCCUUAGCACCGUGUCAUAUAUUGGAAAUGUUUGGCUAGAAAUAUUAAUGGUGGCAACUAUUGCCAAAGACUUUGAUUUUGGAAAGUGGCUCGGCUUAAGCGAAAAAGUGUUUAACUAACAGAAAUCUGUCACUGUCCUAUGCACAUACGAUGGGUGUGUUUGGGUUAUGUCAUGUUCUCUGUGACCGAACUAGAGACCAAAAACGGGAUUAAUUAUGAACGUCAUCUACUAUUUACGAUUAAUUGUUGUUUUUGUUUUUGUUUCUUAUUUAUCAAUUUUCUCUUCUUAAUUACCAGUCGUGGAAGCGUAAACGCCCAGAUGUUGGCUUUAGCCAUAGUAAAUGAACAUACUUCAAAAGCUGAGGCUUUGACUCAAUUUAUAGAAGGAUUUGAUACCUCGUUUAAAGACUGUUUGGGUGUCUCCGCUCUUAUUGUUGCAGGUACGUUACUUGUUUGACUCUAAGAAGACAAAGUCCAAAAAAAAAGGAGACAAAGUCCUUAUCGUUGCUGAUAUAAGGUUCAAUUCUCAGAAAACAUAUUUUUGUAUGCGGUUAUCUGAUUUUCUAAAUGUCAUAUUUUUGUUUUAAUUUUUAAUAAGAGAAACCACCACCGCCUGGAAAUGUAACGGUAAUUAACGUACAGACACGUUACAUUGUAAUAACGUGGGAGAAACCAAAAUAUGGAAGUGAUUUCCAGAUUCAAAGCUACUCAGUCGAGCACAGAAAAGUAGGCUCCAAAAGCUUCACCAAGGUGGCAGCCUUGCCCUAUUCACAGACUGGAAUGGUUAUGGAGGACUUAGAAUCAGCCACUGAAUACAUAAUCAGAUUGUCAAGCAUCAACAAAUAUGGGACAUCCGAUGGUGUACUCUUGACGCAAAACACACGAGAAGGUGCUCUUUUGGUGCUGUAGAUAUGUAUUUAUAAAAUAACUAACGUAGAACGCGCGCUCUGAUUGGCCGAGAGGCGUGUUUGUGUUUGUAAACAUGGUUGUGACGUCAAAAUGUUUUGCUUUUCGCGUGCUAAUCACGCAAGCACAAAUUUGAAAAAGUUUUUUGGUUAAAAACUCGACAAGUUUACUUUAUUUACCCAUUCCCUUGUCGGGUGAAACUUGGAAAAUCUUUACAAACAUGCUGUGUCAAUUUUUUUUUUCGCUUAAGCUGACAUUUUAUGCAAAUGCGUAUUUUGGAAUGCAUUUUUUUUGCAAAACACGAACUAAUUACGCUUGCAAAACUUCGCGACUGGUAAGAAUUUCUCUAUUAAUCAGUGCCAUCACAAAGAGUUUCGCGUUUUCUCUCGGGAAAGUUAAUUAAUUUUAUAAAAGCAAUAGAAAACUCUUUUCUCCCAACCCCUCUCGUGUUUAUAUCAGGCCUGCUAGGCAAACAUGCACGGAAAACGUUUUCUAUUACUUAAAUAUAAAUAUUGUUAAUGAAACUAGCCUUAGUACAGCAGCCUCCUUGAGGGGACGGGACGGGACGGGUGUACACUGUAUAGGGCGAAACUGAAGGGGUUUUGAUGGUUGCCAGCUAGCUCCUUCCUCGCGCGCUCAUCAGAAAAGUAAAAAUUUAGUUUCAGAUUGUGCAGAUGCGUAGAUGUGUGUGUAGGGUGUAAAUGUUUGCCAUUUUUUUAAACAAGCGUGGCCUCGAGGACCGCAAAUACGUCCACUUUCUUUCUCCAAAGACCAUUUUCGUUACACAGUGUACUAAAUGGGUAGUACACUUUCUUUAACUACUUCCACAGUGUCUCUUUCAUUUACCAGAAACAAUUCUUAAAAUGCGACAAAAACCUUGAUUAAUUCAGGUUUCUAUAUUAUUGUGUUUAACUUGCAGAUGCAUUUAUUAAGAACUUGAUCCUCACAAUUGUGCUUCCUUUGAGUUUGGCUUUCUUAUUUAUCGUCACUGUGUGCCUGAUUUUUCGGCCAUGUUGCCAAACAAAACCGAGAGAAGAUGAAAAGGUAAGAAGGAUGACGAUAAACGUUUAGUUGCCUUAAAUGCAAUCCAUGUUAUGCUCAAAGGUUAACCCUUAAAGCCACAACAUUCACAUGAAAAUUUGCCAGACUGCUCUUCAUUCCGGAGUUCGUCAAAGCAUUUUCUUUAUGGUGAUCAGCUAAGAGAGACGGCUGUAUUCGCAGGCUAGAUAGGCGACAAUCGAUUUCAAUUUAUGCGUUUGAAUGUCUCAACCUUCCACUUUUUGAACAAACAAGCAGUGUAAUGUAAGCGAAGAUUUCUUCUCUAGAUUGUGUUAGGGAAGCGCGGCCAUUGGAUUGAACUUCCCAGAUCAGCUGUCGAGUUCAAGGAGAAGUUAGGUGAAGGGGCAUUUGGAGAAGUUUUCAAGGGCGAGGUCACGAUCAGCGGGAAAUUAAGGAACUAUGCUAUAAAGAAACUUAAAGGUAAUCUCUGGUAAACUUUUUGUUGUUGUUGUUUUUUUACAAUUGGGGAAACAGCAUAUUGUCACAUAACCCAAUUAUACUGUAUGGUAAAACAUAGUUUCCUUCAUGUCUUACUAAUAACUUAUAGAUCUGAUCUAACAGUACUUUGGAUAUUUGUAUCAUUGCUUAGCAAAUAUAACGCGAUAUUAUUUUCUUUCGCAUUAAAAACUUUAUGUAAUAUCUGACUCAUAACAACAGCAAAAGCAUUUUUAAAAUUUUAGAGAAUGCUACAGAGAAAGAAAAACGUGACCUUAGGAAUGAGCUGCAGAUAAUGGCUGCAGUUGGUGAACAUCCCAAUGUUAUAAAUCUUAUAGCAGCUUGUACAGAGACAGGUAUUUCUCAAUUUAAUUUUAAACCUGGACAUCGUUGUAAAGUCAUCAAGUUUUAUGAGCAUAUAGCCACGCUUAAUUUCGUCAUGGCCAAACAUGAACUUGAAACUUGCUUAUGGUGAUCUGUUCCUUUUAAGUUACAUGCAAACGGACGUAACAAUUUCCAACAUUGUCGCGCAACAAUAUUGAGAGUUGUUGCGUCCAUUUCAGUGCACGUAGCUAAACGUUUGACCGGUUUCAAACUGCACAACAACUCUAAACAACACGCAAGAACAUGCACCAACAUGCAACAGGGUGUGCAAACGGACGUAACAUGUAACAUGGCAACAAUGAUGGGAGUUUUUGGCCAAAAAUGUUGCGUCCGUUUGUACGGGGCUUGACAAUUACUGUUACUGAGAGAAAAUCUGUGAGAAUAGGGCUAUAUCGACACGAAAUAUGACGUGACUAAAAUAAUAUCUUAAGCUCUACUAUCUCAUUUUUUUAUAUAUUUCCAUUUCUGUAUGCGUAGUUUAAUCUGCACAUCAUUAAUGAGUCUUCUUUAGGCUUCCUUGUGACACGAUAAGAAGUAAAUGUUGGCCCACCUACCCCACCCCGAAGUCUAACGCUAUGCUCUUAGGGUAAAGUUUUUAAGUUUUAACGUUGGAUUAGGGAAGGGGUUGGUGGGGAGUUUAACAGAAUCAUAUACUGAUCCAAGUUGGAUUGUGAUGGUAUACCGUGUUUGAAAAUUAAGCAAUGUACUCUUUUUGAAACAGAACCCACGUUAGUUGUCGUACGCCUGGCAGAAAAUGGCUGCCUGUUAAAUUAUCUACAGAGGAGCAGAGAAAAUCCUUACGUGAACGUAAACCAACCGAAAAUAAGCUUCACAACAAGUGAAAGAACAAGGAUCGCAAGAGAUAUUGCAAAUGGAAUGCUGCAUCUGUCAAACAAAAAGGUAAGAAGCUCUACGAACAAGAAAUAAUAAGGGCCACAGUUAGGGUCGAUUUUGUUUUGGUGGCAUUGAUUAUAAGGACUCUUCGACCUUCAGUGCUGUGUAGAUUGGAUUUCAAUAUCGGUCAGGAGCUCAAAAUUUUAUUUAUUUAUUUAUUUAUUUAUUCCUACUGAGUUCAGCUGUAGCCAUUGCUUGAAAUCAUGCUCUGCUAUGAUUGGCUGAGAGUCUUUGGCGCGAAAGAUUAUCUAUAGACCGUUUUCACAUGACGUCACGUGGGCUAUAUCCUAAAACAAUUCUUGGGUUGCACGUGACGUCACCAAAAAUCAGACUAAGAAAGUAUCGAUUGUUCUGAGUUUCUACUUUCACGAGGCAUUAUAGUACCUAAACACCUUUACAUAAACAAAUUUUUGGUUCGAAAGGGUUCUUCGUUUUGCGAGAGAGGACGCUUGAAUUUCCAGGCUUUUGCGUGACACAGCAUUUAGCUGGCGGCCGGGAAAGCUCUUAUGUGGGUUAAAAACAUUACCGAUUUUGGGAGAUUUUGCAAUCUAAACAUUCCUUGUCUCAGAAUAAAUAUUACUGUAAUCUUUAUGAGUUCCUCAAGCAAAGAAUUCACGCAUUAGUAGGAAAAUUCGAAAAUAGAUGUUUCUGUUGGUAUCCGGCGGCCAUAUUGGUGUUCCUGAAAGGGACACCAACACGGCGUUUCCAUACAAAGCUUUAUAAAUUUAGGUAAACCGUUUUCCCAAUAUCUCGCAUUUGAAAUAUUUCACAGACCUGAUUCUUGGCAGGGGUUGUUGUAUAGUUAUCUUUUUUCAUUUCCCAGAUUCUAGUCCUUCUGUAUUGAAUGGUGUGCAUUUUUAUUUCUCAUUACGUGACAGGGCAAGCCGAGAAUAAAACGGUGGUCAUGUUGGUGUUUCAAACCACUCCGGUGGAAAUUGAACAUUUUCCUUUUGUUUAUUUUUGUUUUGUUUCAAUAAAUCUGCAUAACUGCUGGGCAAGCGUAUGAAAACGUUUAAUACUGACCCGGACUUUCGAAGGCGUCCUGAGCUAUGAUCUCUCGUAAGCAUAGUCUCUUAACAAUAUUCCAUCGUUAUGCUGCAAUACUAUAUGCAGUCAACAACUCUCUACUUGCCGACACCCCGAUAAUACGGACAGCAGCAAAAAUAAAUUACAGACGUUUGACUGAAAUAAACUAUUACGGAUUCUCGCUAACGAGGACACUAACUCAAGGUCAGUCCCUACAGUGUUCGCUAUAAAGGAAGUUGACUGUACUAGGGAUACAUCUUAGCUCAAGAUAGUCUCGUAAUUAAAUAAGGGUCAGUUAUUUAGUACAUGAUAAAUAGAUGCACUGACUUCAAGCGGCUUCUGGAAUAGCUUAUGCUUUGUCUUUGCAGUGCGUUCAUCGUGACCUUGCAGCUCGAAAUGUCCUUUUAGACGAGAAUUUCGUGGCCAUGAUAUCUGACUUUGGUUUGUCACGUGAUGUAUACGAAAGUGGUGAAUACGAAACGUUGUCUGGGGUACGUAAUUAAAACAUAUUUGUGCAAUAGGUUACAAAGAUGUAUCACUAUUGGUUAUGGUAAUAACUGCGUCAUUUCGAUUCCCGCGCCCUGUUUAUGUGAGUAUAGAACAUGGACACGCGUACGAUGAAAUGUUGUCGCAAUUGUCGGUAAUAUGGCGCGCCAUUUUCCUAGGAAACUCACUGGUAAUGGACGCAUAACAUUUUCAUCGCUGCAAGUGGUUUCUCUGCAAAGAUUUGACUGAUAUUGGAAGUCAUUUCUAUGGUCUAUAUCAGCACAGAAAAAAUUAAAUUGUUGUCUGUUUAAGUACUCUUCUCUCUGUUAAUUUAUCCACAGAAUCUCUAGUCAUUGUCAACUCAAUGCCAUCUAUUUCAAAACAAACUGUUUUUUCUGUCUGCCACUUCUUCACCCACUAUCUGGGUGUUACCCCGCAAGACAUUUUGUCAGGUGCUAAAUUGUCGAAAGUGCUUUCAUGCAACACAAUCGAGCACUGUUGGCUUCAAUUAUUGUCUACCCUACCUCUCACGGGGCUCAUCGGCCUCCCUAUUUAUAGCUGCUAAUUAUUUGAUCAAACAAGGUCACACAUUUACCUUGUUUCCUUUUUCUUGUUAUUAUUUCAGGGUAUGUUGCCAGUACGUUGGAUGGCUCUUGAAUCCUUAGAAGAUUACACCUACAACACAAAGACAGACGUGUAAGUUCAACAAACUUAAACUUUCAACAUGGAAAAACCCUCACUUAAAAUUAGCGAACGUAACGUCAAUGAAGAUGAGUGACAAAAAGGCUUUCUAUUUUAGGUGGUCAUUUGGCAUAGUAUUAUGGGAAAUUGAAUCUCGAGGUAAGUUCUUUAAUCACAUGAUUUUCUCGGGACACGAAUAUGCACAACCAUCCUUGAGAGAAAUGGGGAAUCACUCGUCUAAUAUAGUUUCUUUUCGUACCUUAUAAUUCAGGUUUAAUGCCGUAUUCAGGAUUGGGAGGAAUGGAAGUUGUAGACUUUCUAAAGUCAGGACAGAGACUGAAACAACCUGAUGGCUGCCCGGAUAAGAUGUAUUUUUCUUUUUUAGCAAUACAUUUCGUUUCAUGACAAAACAUUUGAGUCGCUUUUUGACUCGAAUGAGUCACUAAGCACAUGUUUUUUGCUUCAACAGCUUUGAGAUAAUGACCUCGUGUUGGCAUCCAGAGCCCUCAGCACGCCCUUCAUUUAGCGAAAUAGUGACUUCGCUUAAAGAGGAAUUGACGGUAUCUUGAAUUUUUUUGCGUUAGGUGUGGGGAUGGGUAGUUCUCUUAGCUAGAUUCUCAGUUUUUAUUUGAGGAUUCCAGGGAUGAGGAUCUAGAUAAAAAAGUUCGGAUUGUGAAAAAAUUUUGGAGUCUGAUAAAUGGGGGGUACAUAGCAAAGCAAUUUUAAAAGCUUUCCAAAACUAAAGCAGCUUGUUAUAGUAUGUUGUUGAGUUAGAAUUCUUGUUUAAUUAAAAAAAUUAUGGUGGAACAAAUGAUAGUAACGCCAGGUAGUUUUACAAUUUGUAUAUUACGCUAUAAUUGAAAGUAACACGCCACGGCAAACUGCAAACGUGAAUUUGUACCUCGUGACCAAGGUUUCCUUUUUCUUGUUGUUAGUUGUUCAUUAUAUCUACACAAAUAGUAGUUCCACACCGGUUUUAUCCAUUAGAAUUGUUUUGGACUGCUUUCAUUUAGUACUUAUUUUCAAAUUGAAGAAUUUCUGAACUUGAAUCUGACGUUUGCCGUUGCAACAUUGAUUUUUACCAGGGUCUUCAGGAUCAGCACACUGAAAAUGAGCUUCCAUGAAUCAGACGGUAAUUAGAACGUGACGACCUAAUCCACUGACAAUAAUGGCCGCAGUUCCUUCUAUGUACCACCAAUCUAUAAAUGGACGGUUGUUGUGCAAGACAAAAAGUUCCCCCGCUCUCUCUUUUAAGAACCAUGGUAGCGCAUGGUGCUCGUCAAUGAAUGAUUCAUACCCGUACCCCAGUAAUCUAGACGAUUGCUAGGUCUCAUCAUUUCAUACUUUCGCAUUAAGGGGCCUGAAAUAAAGACUUUCAUCUACAAUGAGUCUGCGCCGUGUUUUUUUUCUGAACGUACCAAACAGCUCAGUGUUUGAUAUUAAUAGGGACGAUCUUUACAAGGCCUAGUCUGCCCUGCAGCUCACGUACUGUCAAGUUUCUUAUACAGGAUUGGGUUGUUCGUCAGACCACAAACACAAAGGGAAAGGAAUGUGGUUCGGUUCUCAGCAGCCGUUUGUGGGUAGGAGUGUUGCGUGACGAAAUUAAAAACGGCUGUGUAGCAGACUAUGCAAGGCCAGCCUUGUACGAAUUCCAAGAAUCUAACAGAUCAUUCAACUUAAUUCUACAGUCGAAAUAAAAUGACUCAACUUGACUAUUACUGACUCUUUGCUUCUGUAGUCUCUGUAGGUAGAGCGAAGAUAUUUUGACUAUAGUUUUAAAUUUCGAGUUGUAUUUCCGCUUUGCAUUAUUACGUCAUCAUAUGUCGUAGAGGGCUAUUACCCUAGCAACACCCUAAGCAUAUCACCUUUUGAUCAUUACACCCUGUUUGUUGCACCCGGGUUUUCUAAUGUUCAUGACAAAUUGUCUCGCAAGACGGAGAUAUCUAUUGCACGACAUUACCAGCUAAAAAGGUACGUUUGUAAGCUACCUUCCGAUAGUUAGAAACUAUGGUUAGAUGAAUCCAAUCACUGAUUUAUUAGAAAAAUAUAAGGAAAUUCCGAAAACAAGGGUCCAUGUUACAACGUGUGAGUAGGAACUGUUUAUAUUUGAUCUCCAGAAAUGGGCUGGAAAUCAGUGAAGGAUAACCUCCUUGAAACCAACUUCAACGAGUCUAGUAGAUAAUUGAGAUGAAACACUCUUGAUAGUGUUUGAGAUAGCUUGGCAAAGGAUCAACAAUUCCCAAGAAAUUCAAAAUAAAACUUCGCAAAAUUGAUAGGGGAGAACACACGGAUAACCUAUAAAUAACUGUCACGUAAACCGGCAGUAAUAAGCAGUAAUCUUUGCAAUAAACUUAGUUCCUGAUAGAUUGGUCUACAUGUUAACUUAUCUGAGCCAAUUAAGCUGGUCAGUGUUCACCAAUUAAGAAAAACUCUUUUAACUGCAUUCUCGUAAUCACAGAUAGAUCGAGGUCAACGCACUAGCAUUUAAUGCAUUCCGCACUCGGUAGAGGAUUCAGAAGGCCUCUGUUAUAGAUAUGCGGAAACCUCUCUUUUCAGGGGGGUUUUGAAAACCACUAAACAUUAUAGGGAUCAAAACUCGCCUUUUGGAAAAUUUCAGCUAGAAAAAGGCUCCCGAAAAUUCUAGGUGGCCUUUUUAGGGUAAAAAUCCGUUAAAAAUAGGCAAUUAUACCAUUUUUUAUAUGCUCGAAAAUCCUAGGAGAGGAAGGCAAGCAAGAAAUUUUACAACAAAUGUUCCGAAAAUUCUAGAUCUCAGAUCGUCUUCCGAACAGAUAUUUUUCCGAAAAUUGUCGUUGGGUGCCCCUGUCUUUUAAAGAGAUAAUUACAAUCACAGACAAUUUGGUGUAUGGUUAUAACCCAGCGACUUACCGUUUUUUCCAUGUUUAUAUUGCAUAGUGUGUGAUUUGAUUUCGUCCCCAUGAACACCACUGAUGUACUUCGUUUAAUGAUCGCCAGCUCAGUUGUUCUACACGCGUAUUACUAUGGCUGUAAGUGUGAAAUUCUUUGCUGCGAAAUAUUUGUAAUAAGCUUUCUAUCAAAUUGUAAUCUAAUGGGAAGGCCAGUAAUGUCAGCUACCAGAGCUACUCGUCACCAGCUUUUGCUCGUCAUCGCCCGUUUGACAAUUCCGUCAGGACAGGCUGGCCUGUUUUUUUAAAACCUGGGCUGAGCUGAUCAAAGGAAAUGAGAACCCAUUUGGGUAGCUUAUUGUGAUAUUACUCAGAUCCUCUGUUUUGCAGCUAAUCAAACGGUCUUCGUACAACUUAUGUUUAUAGCUUCCCUGUAGCCUGCCAACUAUUAACCUGUAGAAAGUCUACUUAUUCCUCAUAACACUGAAAAACGAUACCUUGUCGAGAGCCUACCUGUUUGAAAACCUUGCGCGACACAGCGUCACGUAGCUGCAUAAUCCCAUAUAUGGUGGCACCCCACAGGGCAAUAAUUUAAAUAGUUACGGGGAUGCAAGGACACGGGAAGUAUGGAGAAACAGCACGAGACAGGGAAGAUGUUUUUCUCAAUUUCUCAAGGUAAAGAGCUAGGUGAUAGCAAAGUUUGAUCCUCAUGCGGUAUUUGAAAUUUGCCAGUCACGGUUUUAGUGGCUGAUUAGCCUAAAUUAACCCCUGGACAGAACAUCGAUCGAUGGAGGCUCAACAAGAUACUAGUCAUAAAUAGGUUACCCGCUACGUUUGCCUCACACGGCUGGCAAGAGAAUUCUUCUAAAAUGUUAACCUUUUUGCUUUUGUUUUAGUAUCACAGGCUACAUUUUCUCGGGAUAACAAUUCCAGGUUAGUACACAGAGUCGUCAAAUAACGGGAAACUAUGCGAACGUAAAGCACGGUGUUUUUGAUAACAGAUAUGCUGGUUGUUAUGGCACUCGACCAAUCAGAACUAACCUAAAUGCUGGCCUCUAAUUGGUGCGAUGCAAGGGUUAGCUCGACUACUGGUUGUUUACAGAACAAAAGUGAUUUUUGUCUACUUUAUGAUGCAGAAAACUAGUUAAACUCUCAUGAUCUAUCACUCCUCUUUUUUUUUGCAGUUGUGUUCAGGCGCAGCCCAAAGUCACCCUCUCUUCAAAGAAGUCAUCGUGUAUUUUUUACAAGGACGAAGGAAAAAGUUGUCAAAACGUGAUCGGUAAUCAAUCUAUCUUUGACAAAUUUGGCGAUAAACUGAGGCACAGUAAAACCCUGGCUCGAUCGUUUGAACGUUACAUACCGUUUUAUCCAUUUUCUGAAGGAUGUAAAUCAAUUAUCGCAGAUUUGUAUUGCCGUUAUUUGUUUCCUCUCUGUGAUACGACUCUCAGCACGCCUUACCCUCGCCAUAUCUGUCGCAAGUCGUGUGAAUUUGCCCUACAUGUCAUAUGUAAAGACGACUUGACUAGGUUCAAAGAGAUAGCACAAAGAGAUCCCGAUUUCGAUCCAAACCUGAUUAACUGUUCGACUUAUCCAGUGGACGGCGGAGGAGAAGCACCAGAAUGUCACCAGUAUCACUCGUUACCAGGUACGUCUCAAUCUCCAAGAGGGAACUCCCAAAAAUUUGUUUGAAGGAAGGGACUGGUGGUGUGCGUCAUACGUUGUUAAAUCCUUAUUUUAUUUAAGACCAAAGUAUGUGUGUUUCAAACCUGAUCUCAAAAAUUCAGUCGCAACACUUACCAACACGUUAAGUGCGUGUUCACAGCUAACAGAAACUUAGUUUGGGUUCACAUAGCCUCCUACGCAAGCGUUUUUAGGGGAGCUCGUAUUUGGAACGAAAUACGAGCUCCCGUAAAAACGCCUGCGUUGGACGCUAGGGUUCACAUUGUUAAAAAGGUUUAAAAAUGAAUGAAAAUAAAAACAUUGCGUUUUCUUAAAAUCACACUCGAUUUCAGACUUUUGGUUUCAGAUAAGAGUGAACAAAUUGUACUCUUUCUCUAAUUUCAUCUCGGUGCAAAGGGUCUAAGAAAUGAUGUCCUUUUGGAUCUCACAUACCUACCACGGAGGUCAACAGAGCUUGAAUAGUUAGGGAAGACCUUUCAAGGAAUUAUUACACAGGACAGUCCUCGCGCUCCUACUAAAACAUUACUGAGCAGUGUCGUCGGGUGCGUUAUUCGAUCCCUUCACAUCCCAGCAAUUUUGAAUGAAACACGAAUCUUGUUAAAAAUUAUCUUGGUGAUGGAAAAGGAGAGGGGGAAAGAAAGGUAGCCAAUUUCGUUACUAUCACGUCAAGUGUUCCCCAGGCUUACUGAAAAAAAAAAUAAUAAUCGAACUAACUCGGUUGGUACAGCUGACUAGGCUACAAGUUAUAACAGAAGCAAUUGUUCGUGAAGAAAUUAAUUAGGCUAGUGAAGUUAAUAAGUCGAUUCUUUCAAGUUUUGAUAAAGAUGGCUGACAGUCUUCGAAACUGUCAGCAUCACUAAGAAGUUAAGACUGGCUAUGUUUUAAGAACAUUUAAAUCGACUUAGAAGCAAUUGUACGUCUCCUAGUCUGCCUUUAGUGGUAAACGAUCUUAACGACACUGCCUCGUAAUGGCUAGAUGGUACUCUCUGCUUGUGUCAACAACAAAAUUUAUGGAUCUAAAGGCUAUUUAUUGUAAUUUAUAGGUGAUGAUACCAGGACGACAGGUUUGUAACUGAAUAAUAUUGUAAAUGAUUGUCUCUUGCAAUUCUUGACAGGGGCACCCAACGAGAAUAUGGAUCAAAACCACUUAAACAUAGCAUUGUUAAACGUAUUUUAGUAUUUAAACGGUAGAUAUAGGCAUAUUAUUAUCCCCUAAAAAUUUUUCAUCUGUUCGGAUUUUCUAGCUGAAAGUCUAAUGAGCCGAAAGUUACACGGAUCAAAACUUAGCUUUUCGAAAAUUUCAGGCACAAAAAAGGCUCCCGAAAAUUCUAGGUGACCUUUAAAGGCUAAAAAUCAGGUAAAAAUGGAAAAUUAUACCAUUUUUUAGAGAGGCAGGCAAGCAAGAAAUUUUACAACAAAUGUUCCGAAAAUUCUAGAUCUCAAAUCGUGUUCCGAACAGAUAUUUUCCAAAAUUUGAACUGUGCCCCUGUCUUGAGUUCUGUUGCUUUUAUUCUAUAAUAGGCAGUUUUCUUCACUCUUCCCUAUCAUUCUUUUGGGAUAAAGCCAAAUUCAGAUUUUCAACGUGGGAGCUCCAAAAUAUCGCAGUCAUGAUCAGUACCGUGAAACUAGUAGAAAACGAUGAUUUCGAGCCGUCAAAGGCGAUUUUGCAAAUUUGCCAGCUCAAAGAAGAACUUUCCUACAAUUUGAAGAGCCUUAUGCUUCGUAUGUUUCGUGCAUAGGUGAAGACUUGAGAGAGUUUAUAGACUCUGCACUCAAUACGCGCAAUCAAACAUAGCAUGAUAAUAAAGUUCAACCGGGAAGAGUGACAUCAUUUCACAAUUCCAUUAGCACUAUUUUAUAACAUACUACAGAUUGUUACUAUGGCAUCGGCAUUGGAUAUCGUGGCGAUGUAAAUAUUACCCGUUCGGGUCGUUCGUGUCAGCCGUGGUCGUCCCAAUGCCCUCACCGACAUUGGCGAUUUCCCGAGGAUGUUGUUGAUGGUCAGAAUGACUCCAACAUGUGUCGUAACCCGGAUGCUAGUGCCCCGGAUGGACCUUGGUGUUAUACCACUGACCCUAAAAUUCGAUGGGAAUACUGCAACAUAUCCCGCUGCCCUCUAAGAGGUAUUAUUUUUAACGUAGCUCCUAAGACUCUAAAAUGUUCCUUUAGCCGGAGUGAAAAAAUAUAAGACUGGGUAUUUCUUGAAGAGGAGAUCGCGCGAAGACUUUUUGCCAAUGAAGGAAUGUUUCGUCUUAUAGCCUCACUGGAAACACAAGUGAUCUAUGAUUUUUACUCUGCUAUAAUUUUAGAAGAAAGAGAAAGCUACAUCGGAUAGCUCAGAAAAUUAGAAUUUAUAUGUCUCAAAGAAAUGAGAUGUGCGAAGACUUAAGAAAAAUCAGUCAUUCCAUCAAAUGGAUUUGUUUCUUUUACGUUUAGUACAAAAAAUAUAUAAUAUAUAUAAGGACGGCACUGACCAGCCUAUUUCAUUUUGAGGAUGCAAGUUUGACAGGACAUACUUUAAAAAACGUUUAGAACGGUUUAUUGUUAAAAUUCAUAUUUCAUAUUCAUUAUCAAUAAUUUUUAGCUAACUUAACGGCUUUUGAAUAUUUAGCUUCUGUUUCAUAUAGUCUCUAAUUAUCUUUACCUCUAUAGUUCCCAAAACUCCAGGCUUUUUAAAAGGCUACCCGCUUAACUCAACUUCAAUCUACAUAUUCUGGAAGAGAAUUCCCCCAUCGUCUCAUAACAAACAGCUGCUGGGCUACCGGAUACAGUACAGACGCGUUGGAUCCCAGUUAUACAGUGAACUGAAUAUCACCAGCAACAUCACAGAGACUGUUAUUAGCACACUAGAUUUCCAAACUACUUAUGAGAUUAAAGUAAAUGGCUUUAAUGAAAUCGGUCAUGGACCCCCUGGAAUUAUCCUUGUCGUCAAAACCUUUCAAGAGGGUAAGAAUAUAAUGUCGUGGACGCCAUGUUUUAUCUUAGUAUUCACUUAAUAUUCUUUUAUUUACGCCACUGAAUUAUGGUCAAAUCAAACCUGUGUUAAGCGAUCACUAGCGUGGUUAUCGUUAACGUUUACCACAGAUGACGUCAAAAUUUACUGGGAACAAAACCGAUCCGGCUCAGUGCUAAUCAGGAAGAAAGCCUCUCAGAAAAGGAGAAGUAUCCAGCAAAAGUGGACCUUCUGACUCUCCUUAUACCAAACUGAAAGAAAUUACCGACCAUUUUAGGUCACACAUCCUAUGUAUUAGUGCAGUGGUGUGGCACAUGUUUAUAAAACCGGGUUGCGUUAAUACAACAGAGCUAAAGACGAUGAAAACCAAACACAUGCACAAUUAGAGAAACAAUUAUACCUUUAACACCCUGCAAGUAAGUAAAUCUGCGAGCUUAUACAAUCUUUUUCGCAGUAACCAUUGUUUUCUAAAAGUCUGUCCCGUUUUACUAGUUCAUUGAUAACUGAGCACUUACAAUUUUUUGCCAUCGUUAGGUGAGAUCCUCAGUGACGUAAAAUUUGUGUUCCUAAUCGAUACGACUUUUGAGAGUGGGCUAUCAAAUAGUAGUAGCAACAAGUUUAAGACAAUGGAAGAAAAAAUUAGAUUGUCGGUGAGUAGGAGUUUUUCAGCUUCUCAUUACUAAGAUUUCUGUUAUAUUUUUUGUCAACUUGAUGGCGCCCAACAUUAUUGUUAUUUUGAUCUUAUUGACCAAUAAAAACAUCGCAUUAAUUUAUUCCAUCAUAAUAUGUGAAUAAUAAAAAAAAAAGAUUUGGCACCAUCAGGGAGCUACCAGCAAUUAUCUUUGAUGUUUGCCGCCUUUCAUGGCCAUUCUACUGUACUAACUAUGUCUCACGCGAGUGACUAGAUGUUUUAACGUUUCAGGUGAUACGCCAAUUCAACGACUCUUCUCUAUUUACGAUAUACGAGGUCAGAGUACUGCGUUUCAGGUAGACCAAUUAUCUUUGACCUUCAUUCGAACAACAAUUGAUGAACAAUGAACAAACCAUUGUCAGUUUUGGGUUAAUUGACGAGAAUUGGUCAGGACCAUGUAUGUGGAUCUAGACACGGGUUUUCUAGACUAAAGGCGCUAAUCAUUUGUCAGAACUGCCUCAGUUAAGUCGUAAAGAGAAUUCCACUGUUAAGCAGGACUUUUAGUCUAUUUCUAAAUAGCUUGCAUGGCAGUGAUCGGCUUUCCAGAAAAAGGCUUAAUAUUAUCUAUAUUUCAUUUUCCCUCCGAAAUAACCGGUCCAGUGGGCAGUUCUGAUAAAAAGUAAGAACCCUAAGAUAAUGCCUUAGUAGAAAGGAUCCUUGAUAGUCAUUCCAUACCCUACCCCCACCCAAAUCGCCACCACCACCACCAAAACCACCAUCACCACUAGAAAAAUACCUUUAUACCUUUAAAUACCUUUAAAUACAUUUAUUUGCAAUGCUUAACUUACGUUCUUCUUCUUCGGUAAUUUUCAGUAAAGGAAGUGUAAAGGCCGACAUCUUAGUAUUAGCCAAAGUAAGGGAGCAUACCAUGAAAGCGAUGGUUGUAACUCGUUUGAUGGAUAGAUUUGACAGGUCGUUCAAAACAAGACUCGGAAUUUCUGCUGUCAUUGUUAAAGGUUAGUGGUCAAUUAUAGAUCAUGGUGAUAUUUAUCCGUCUAAAAUGCAGAUUUGUUUUCCUGCUUUGUCUGUCGCUGUUUUUUAUUGUUGAUCAUAGCGGAGGUCUCGUGCAGCGGAGCACCAUGGAUAAGGAAAUUUGAUUACCUAUGAAUCUAAUUUUGAAAAAAUCGUUCGCACGAACGUACGUCCACCCCAUCAUGGCAGCGGAUGUGGAGACCUAAUCGCUAGGAGUCCCAGGCAUAUUUUAACUGUGUUUACUGAGUUGGUAUUGUACAUCCAUGUUAUGGUCAAUCUACAGCUGUCAAAAAGGGUAUCCGCUGAUCAGUGUCAUAUGACUUUAUCGCGGGCUCAGGUAUACAACUCAUUGAGUACCUGCCUCAUUUAGUGCCUGUUAGCUUGUUCAUAACCAUCAACUACGAUCGAGUGACUACGCCAGAUGUAGGGUUAAAGGUAAGCGUUAGGUUCUUCGGUACCUUCAAUCGUUGAUUUAGGAAACUUAAAGGAUUUGUUUUUUUAACCAACAGAAAAACCGCCGCCGCCUGUAAGCCCAAGGGUAACAAAUAUCCAAACACGUUACUUCAUAUUAACCUGGGAUAAACCAAAAUUUGGCGGUAAUUACCACAUACACAGCUUCAUAGUUGAACUAAAGAAAGAAGGCUCCGAUAACUUCACACCUGUAAAGACACUGCCAUAUUCUCAAACUGGAAUGGUGAUGGAGAAUUUGCAUCCUGGUACAGAGUACACGAUUAAGUUGUCAAGCAGCAACAAAUAUGGGACAUCUGAUGAUGGCACUUUGUUAAAGCAAAGAACUUUACCUGGUAAGGGCUCUCUCAAUUAUACAGGAUAGAAAUGAAGCUCUAAAUUUUGACUCUGUAUACGAAGUCCUACGGUAUGACCAUUCGUAAAAUCAAAGCCACUAAGCAGCAGUUUUCUGUGGUACUGCUCAUUAUGCUGUGUAAGGUGGUUCAAACUUUUGAAUCUCUGGGUGAAUUCCAAUGGUGUGACCAUUCAAAUGAAAGCUACUGAGUUGUACUUUCCUGUGGUACUGUUUAUUAUGCUGUAUAAGAUAAUUCUAACUUUUGAGUCUGUGGAUGAAAUCCAAACGUGACUACUCAAAUAAAUCAUCUCAAGCUGUACUUUAGCGCUAUGCCAUUCGUUUAUAUGCAUUUUACAACAUGAAAUGUGGGAUCUUUCAAUGAUUUUCAUAGUAGCCACUGUUAGCAGUGAAAGGGGACCGGUAUUUUUUUUAUUUUCAUUCAGUCUGAACAAAUGUACAAAGUGGUAACCAAUUACAUUUCUGCAAGGGGAGCCGUAGUAGUAUAGUAGGAACCAAAUUAGCCUGGUUUUUUUUAUGAAAAAUAUACCCUAUAGCUAUCAAGGAGAAAACCAGUACUAAUUUAUGACGUCCUUAAUCUUAGAAUAACGUCUUUUGAAUUACUUAAUUCACUUCGAAAAACCAUAUUUGACAGUCUAGAACCCCAUGCGAACAAGAAACGUCACAGGUUUGUUUCUUACCCUCACUGUCCUCUUUUUCUCCAUAGACAGGUUUAUCAAGAAUUUGCUGCUGACGAUCGUCUUACCCUUGGGUUUAGCUGUUUUAUUCAUUGGUUUUGUUUGCCUCAAGUUUCGCCCAACUUGCCCACAGCCAGAAAAAAUAAUAUGCGAAAAGGUAAAGUAAGGGUUCUCCAGCCAUGUUUUGAUGCCCGGCAAAUAAGCAUUUUGUCACUCCAGUUUGUUGCGUAAUUCAAAUUGCGUGGAAGGGGUUAACUUAAAAAGUACAGAAUUUACUAUUUCUACUUUUGUUUUGCAUAUAGCUUGAUGUUUGUAAUAGUUAAGGUUGUAUUGAAUAUCGUAAAUUUAUGUUAGGCGAUUGUCAAAAACGUUGCAGUGACACCAGUGGCUUGCAGCUUGUGGUUCAGCUUUAGAAAUUUUUGACCCCAUUUCUAUAUUAUUUACAAGAGUGCAGACCAUGGAAAAUAAGUUGUUGUCUAUUUGUUAAUUAAAUUAAAGCCUAGCUGGAAAGAUAUUAAUCUUUAACAUAAAUGAAAUGUUUUGCCUGAGUGUGUACUUGUGGUUUCUUUAGAUGGUACUAGGAGAGCGUGGCUAUUGGUUUGAAUUACCCAGAUCCGCGGUUGAGUUUAAGGAGAAGUUAGGUGAAGGGGCAUUCGGUGAAGUUUUCAAAGGUGUGGUUAGAAUCGGUGGGCAGUUCAAGAACUGUGCUGUAAAGAAACUUAAAGGUAAAUGGGGAUCAUUAUUUUUUAUGAAAACAUUGUUUUUUCUAGGUGUAAUUAUGUUCACAUGACAUCUGAUGACGCAAUAAUUGAUAACUAACGGCGUCAGUCAAAUUAAAGGAAUUUCAUUUUGGGGCCCUGACAGCUUUCGUAAGCUAAAGUCUGUUAAAAAUACCUUCCUGUAUGAACCCAAAAUGAACUAUUUAUUUUUAUAAAAUCCACAGAGAAGUAACUGAAAAAUAAAGUGGGACGCUGAUCUUUUGUCCUUAUUUUGUUUUUCUAACGUGACAGUAACUGAUAUUUUCUCUUUCAUGUCUGUCUUUUUAUUUUCUUGGCAUUACUUAAUAUUUCCCUAUCUUGGGUAGCAUUUAAAACUUUUAUUGCAUUAACAUUAUAUACAAAUUUAUACUUUCACUUCGUCGGGACGCUCAUCUAGGAAUUUUCGACAUGGUGGGUGGAGGUGAAAUUGUGUAAAGAAUCAAAACUGUAUUAAAGUCAAUUCAGUUAUACCCGAACUCGCCGUUGACAAUUUUUAGAUUUUUCUUCGCCUCCUUUUAAUGACCUGUAUACUCAAACCUCCAGAGGUACAAAUUUCAUUCACAAAUCCCUUACAUGACUUACAUACAAUUAUCUCCCAGUUUGAUGGUUGUUUUAAUGGGGCGGGGGAGAGGUCAGGACCCGGUCCCUCCCCCCUGGAUCCACCAUUAAGACUGCAAUUGAUUUUGAUGCCUAUCUAAACAAAGACUGAAACCUUCAAAUUACAGCAAACGCUACGGAUGCAGAAAAGCGUGACUUGAGAAACGAACUCCAGAUAAUGGCUACAGCGGGUGAACACCCUAACCUAGUAACUCUCAUGGGGGCCUGCACAGAAGAAGGUACGAGAUAUACCUUACAAUGGGAGUGUUUUCAGGCGGGAUGGUAGUCUGGUUAGAUCCGGCCCCAAGGCGUGCACGUCAGCUUAGCUCAAAGUAGGGAGUGCAAGCAACCACGACAGCGACGCCAACAUUAAGACUAAAAAAAGCAAUAGGUUUAAUGAACCACCCUACACAUGCAUCACCCUUUUUAGCUAGCUCCGGAUCGGCAUCAGUAUCAGAGAACAGUUUCGACUCCUUUAAGUUAGUUCUAGCUAUCUCUUUUUCUAUAUACUCGCACAGCUUUUUUCAUACUAUUAUACAUUUAUCCAUUAUCUGCCAAAAUAGUUCAAGCCCCUUGAGGAAAAAGUUAAUAAACGCCCCUCGAUUCAUUGCUUUCCUUUGAAAAAUGGCCUCGCCCUUUUUUUAAUUCAAGAAACUGCUGUAUUUUGCAAAAUCAGUUUUAGGAUUCUAUUUUGAAUUUGGGGUUUGGCACUGAAGUAUUGGGAGUGACAGUUUUAACUUUAUGUUUAAAAUUUUCCUCACAUUCAGAACCAGUACUGGUUGUCGUUAGCCUAGCUCAGAACGGCUGUCUGUUAAAUCAUCUACAGAAAUUAAGCAGGGAACAUCGGUAUAUCAACGUCGCAAAACCUGGCUGUGAAAUAAAUUUUGACGUCAACGAGAGAGUGCGGAUCGCACGUGAUAUUGCCAAUGGAAUGUUGCAUCUUUCAAAUAAAAAGGUAAAUAAUUAUAAUCAUGAUCAUGUUCAUGAUCGUUAUCAUCAUCAUCAUUCUAGACACUUAAAAUUCCACUUUACUUCGAAAUAAAAGUUCCUUAUUUCUUCACUUUUAAUUACAAAUUAAUGGAGAUUAACUAAAAUGGACAAUUUAAAUGUGCUUGUUUUUCAGUGCAUUCAUCGUGACCUUGCAGCGCGAAACGUGCUACUUGACGACAAAUUGGUUGCUAUGGUUUCUGAUUUCGGCUUGUCACGUGACGUAUACGAAAGCGGCGCUUAUGAGAACACAACUGGGGUAUGUUUCAAUUUUCUGUGCAGAUUUCAAUAAGCUAAGGCCAAGAAAAUGCCAGGAAUAACAAGAUGGGAGGUAAGCUAGAUGCCUCUACCAUCCUCCCAGAGCAUCUUCUCUCAACGUUAAUUAAUUUGGCAAUGUGUGGUGACAGUCGGUUGUUAUGGAUACGAGAUAUGACGCCAUAAGUGCAUUAAUUUUCAAAUAAGAAUCUAAUACCUUUUUUCUGCUUUCAUUUUUAACCAGGGUGUGCUACCAGUUCGUUGGAUGGCACUUGAAUCUCUUGUGGAUUACACCUACAGCACCAAGACUGACGUGUAAGCAAGUUUUGCUCGACGCUGAAAUUCAAAGACAAAGAAAAAAACACCAUAAAGGCCUUUCCAUUUUCCUUUCAGUUUACUUUAUUUUUAGUUAACCUUCACAGAAGUGCACUUUAUGACUGACUGGAAUGAAUUUAUUAUAUCUCAGAAAGCACGUGCUUUAUCGAUGGUAUACUUAGUUAGACUUCGUCAACAGAAGAGGAGAGUGCAACUCAAAAUCAAGAAAAGGAAUAGGUUUGUACUUUAGGACAGCGAUUAGGAGCAAUAUCUCUCCAACGAAUUCAAAGCUGCUUUCGUGACUUGGACAAGGCUGUAUUUUACACAUUAAUUUAAACAAAAAACACAGCGUUAAACUGCUUUUUUUUCUUUGCAGCUGGUCAUUCGGUGUAACAUUGUGGGAAAUUGAAUCUGGAGGUACUUAUUAACUAACUGCAUGUGUCGUCUGUGUGUGUGUGACAGCAAAUGAUAGGUAUAAGAACAGGUGGAAGUUAUUGAGUAAACUGGUAACGCAAGACUGCCGGAUUCAUUAGUUCUCUCAAACAAAAACUACGAGAGUAGAAAAUCCCGCGCUUCGAAACCUUCUUGCCUCCAGUUAUUUUGUCUUUUUAGAAUAAGAUCUAAAAUGCCAAGAAAAAAAUUCUAUAAUUUGUUUUAGUAUAUACUAAAACAGUGGAUAGUGUUUUUCGCGCGCUCUGAUUGGCUACUCAAUCAGUGAAUAUCCUGCACUAUUCACUGAUUCACCUCCAGUUCCUCCGAGUGAGCGACGCCAAACUCGCGUAGGUUGAGAGCAAAAUGCCGUAACAAACUAAGACAUUUCACAACUAAUCAAGCAAGCUGUUUCCGAAAUACAUGAAGAAGGUGACGAAGUUCGGUUUGGAAGUUUUAACAGGUAAAGCUUUUUGUCUUUUUGACUUGAAUUUAUCGAUAAAACCGGUGAAAAAGUUUUUUGUUUACAAAUGCAAAUUAAGCUUAAGUCUUGCGUUACUUUAUUUAGUUGACUUGUUCAUAAAUAAGCUUAAAACUAAAUUUAAUAACCUUUUUUAGAGAAUUAUUGUAAAUACAAAAAGAAUUCACAACUCCUUUUGAAGAAACUUCCCCGCAAGAGCUAAACAAACGCCUUCAAAAGUUUUAUUUGUCGCUAAGAAAAAGCGACGACCGCGACCGUUCGGUCAUCGCGCGCCAAAAUUGUAAUCGUUGGCAACAGUAAAUGAGUUAAAAAUCAUCAUUUUUGUGCUCAAUUAUCUCACUGUUUUUUGUCGGUGGCUAGUAUUGGAUAUAGUAAAUAUCCAAUACUAGCCACCCCCACUUCGGGGAAUAAUUGUUAUUUAAUGUUGUUCUGAGCGGCGCUAUUCACACCGAGGCUCACGAGGUUUUGCAAGACGCGUAUUUCUAUAGUAACGUUGCCAUUAUUAAUUUUGUUUAAUGGUGUCAUUUUUAAAUUCAGGUGCGAAGCCUUAUCCAGGUCUGGCUGGUAUGGAGUUAGUGGACUUUCUAAAAUCAGGACGACGAUUAAAACCACCGGAUAGCUGCCCGAAUAAUAUGUACGAAACAUCAUCGGUCUAUAGAUUCUUUUGAUAAAUCAUAAACGUUGACCAUUUUAGGCCUGGUUCAGUCGCCGCUCCACUCAUGAGCCAAACCUAACUGAUGAAUUAAGUAUGGCAAAAGAGCGGUGUCUGAAUCAAUGCGUUAAGUUCGACAGAGUCUGUCGAACUUAACUUGGCUCGACAUACGGUGCACCCUUUGAAUCAGAUAUCGCGCCAGUGUCGCUCCAAAGUCGAACUUAUUCAAUUACGUUCGGCGCAUGAAAAGUACGGCGUGUAAACGCUGGCCGAGGUACGAAAGGCUGUCGAAAAUUCAGUUUUUUAUAGUUAUUAUUUCUAAGAGUUUUUAUUAUGAACUCUGACCGCACGAACAGUUGAUUAUUAUAUGUUACUUCUUGGAUGGAAGCUUACACCUUCUCACUACUAAGCUUUUGACCAGAAGUUGAAACUUAGGCAAACUAAUACAAAACAACUCAUGAAGUGGCAAAAUGAUGGUACUUUGUUUCACUUUUGUAGUCUUGAGAUGAUGAUGGCAUGUUGGCAUCCAGAUCCCUCACAACGCCCCUCCUUCAGCGAGAUUGUCGCCUCACUGGAUCAAGCACUGCAAGCAAUUCGGUGAAUAUAUGUAAUACGCUUAUGGUUACAUUUUGUUUUUCUUCAAGAGCAUUGUAGCGACAUUCUGAUCCUUUUUUGCAAGGUGCUCCAAAUAUAUGUUUAAUUGAAUCGUGAAACAUCAAGAUUUUAGUUUGGUGAAACAGAGGAACGCCUAACGAAGAUCUAGAUGCUACCAAGUGGUAUGUGGUAGGGUAGGGGGGAUGUAAAGACUAUUACCUAGCUUCUUUAAGAAACAUUCCAUUUUGCUGAACGUCUUUUUACAAAUGACGUCCAUAAAUGUGCUCUGAAUACAGAGGGGGAGACGUCCCGAAUGGGCGAAGGCCACGAGCUUCCUGGGGGGUCCCCGGACAUUUCUUGAAAUGAAUAAUUCAAUAUGCGCUGAGAUGCAGUCUGGUGCAUUUUGAGACUCAAUUUUGAGAAAUGUUACAGUGUGUGCACUGACGUCGUGACGUCUGGAUGUUUUUUCUGAUAUAGUUACUUAAUAUAUACUGGAAUGAUAACUGACAAUAUUUUUUGGGGGGAAGCUGGGCAUUUUUUUUUUGGGGGGGGCAAAGCUUCUACCCCUCAAAUACCCCAGAUAGAACCCUGCCAACACUGAGCGAGAAAGGAGUUCCACACUGGUGUUCUGUUAUUAAGACGUCUUUGUUCUCUCAUUUUUCUUUGUCAUCAGCCGUUGCUAAACGUUCCUAAAAACUACACGUCACAUAGAUUGACCCAUGCAUUUUGCAAAAGGUGCCUGUAACUAUUUUACCUUCAACAAAAUGCUUAUUGUUCUUUUACCAUCAGGGUUAAUCUAGCUGAUGGGACAACUGGGAGUGAAUUUCAAAUACACACAAAUCUGGUGUUGGAAACCGAUGACCUGAAUAACGAUGACAUGAGCAUCAACCUGAGAGAUGGAAUCACUCAAUACCGACCACCAGUAAACACAAAUAUGGGAUCGGAACUAGAUGCGGAAGAAGAAAAUCACAAAGAAAAUAAUAGUGAGGGAUCAGAAGACGUUUGACAAAAUUACAGAACAAAAAAAUAGAACCAGGUUCUAAGUUCAAAUCUCUGUGAGCUUAUUCUUUGUAUACAACUGCGUCACAAGGCGUCCAUGUUGGUGGACAAUACACUAAAAACUUUUUCGAUGAAUUAACAAAACAUGGAGUUACGUUCCCACCAACAUGGCCUCCGUGACGUCACGUUCAAACCAGUAAUACGCAGGUCUGUCAACUAGCUUUGAUACCCCUUUAACUUAAAUACAAUCCACUAGCUUUUUGUCUCAAACAGCAAAUUUGCCCUGAGCGUGUACAGUUAUAAAGAAUAGGCACGCCCAUAUGUGCAGUGGGGAUUAUCGUGAGUCAGUUAAUAAAAGUCGUAUAACCUUAAGCCACCGGUUUGUAACAUUGCAGCCCAUAUCUUAUCGAUUACUAGUGUCGCCUUCGAAAAGCAAACUUUUCAAAAGAGGGAAGAGGUGCCGAGAAGAAAAAAGAAAGUGCAUGUUUUGCUGCACGUUGAGCGGAUUUGAUAUCAACCGUUAAUAAUCAAGCAUUUGAAACAACAGUGAGCCGAAUCAGCCGAUAUAACCGGCAUUUUUCGGAUCCGUUUCAAACUAAAAACAUAAUUUGCUGCAAGAAACUUCAUAGGAUAGUAAAUUACUGUUAUUGAGAGCUGUAUAUG